Vicugna pacos (alpaca) is the source of this 6320-nucleotide messenger RNA. RefSeq names its product OPA1 mitochondrial dynamin like GTPase (gene OPA1). The record is from RefSeq and is a predicted model, not a curated record. Gene Ontology annotation, biological process: mitochondrial fusion; peroxisome fission; endocytosis. Gene Ontology annotation, cellular component: cytoplasm; mitochondrial membrane; microtubule. Gene Ontology annotation, molecular function: GTP binding; GTPase activity; microtubule binding. NCBI's taxonomy places the organism in Eukaryota, Metazoa, Chordata, Mammalia, Artiodactyla, Camelidae.
ACCGAGUACGGGUGCCGGGCAGGCUCUCGCGGAAGUCCAUUCGCCAUUGGGAGGGCCGCAGAGGCUGCUGUGUGCCCUUGUUCCUGAGGGCCUCUUCCUGGGUCAUUCGUGGAGCAGGAGCCGGACUGGGGCUGACACCGGGGCUCCCGCGUGGCCGCCUCGGCGCCUGUGUCACCUCGUCGCCGGCGAGAUGUGGCGGCUACGCCGGGCCGCUGUGGCCUGUGAGGUCUGCCAAUCCUUAGUGAAACACAGCUCUGGAAUACAAGGAAACUUACCACUACAAAAACUGCAUCUGGUUUCACGAAGUAUUUAUCAUUCGCAUCAUCCUACCUUAAAGCUUCAAAGACCCCAAUUCAGGACAUCAUUUCAGCAGUUCUCCUCUCUAACUAACCUUACUUUACGUAAAUUGAAACUUUCUCCAAUUAAAUAUGGCUACCAGCCCCACAGGAAUUUUUGGCCAGCGAGAGUAGCUGCAAGACUCUUAAAACUUCGAUAUCUCAUACUAGGAUCUGCCGUUGGGGGUGGUUAUACGGCCAAAAAGACUUUUGAUCAGUGGAAAGAUAUGUUACCUGACCUUAAUGACUAUAAAUGGAUCGUGCCUGACAUUGUGUGGGAGAUUGAUGAAUAUAUAGAUUUAGAGAAGAUUAGAAAAGCCCUUCCUAAUUCAGAAGACCUUGCAAAAUUGGCACCUGACUUUGACAAGAUUGCAGAAAGCCUCAGCUUACUGAAGGACUUUUUCACCACAGGUCACAAAUUGGUUAGUGAAGUCAUAGAAGCUUCUGACCUACUUCUCUUGUUAGGUUCACCUGGAGAAACGGCAUUUAGAGCAACAGAUCCUGGAUCUGAAAGUGACAAGCGUUAUAAAAAGGGUCUGCUUGGUGAGCUCAUUCUAUUACAACAGCAAAUUCAAGAGCAUGAAGAGGAAGCGCGCAGAGCCGCUGGCCAAUAUAGCACGAGCUAUGCCCAACCGAAGCGCAAGGUGUCAGACAAAGAGAAAAUUGACCAACUUCAAGAAGAGCUUCUGCAUACUCAGUUAAAGUACCAGCGAAUCUUGGAACGAUUAGAAAAGGAGAAUAAAGAAUUGAGAAAAUUAGUGUUGCAGAAAGAUGACAAAGGCAUCCAUCAUAGAAAGCUUAAGAAAUCUUUGAUUGACAUGUAUUCUGAAGUUCUUGAUGUUCUGUCUGAUUAUGAUGCCAGUUAUAAUACACAAGAUCAUCUGCCAAGGGUUGUCGUGGUUGGAGAUCAGAGUGCUGGAAAAACUAGUGUAUUGGAAAUGAUUGCUCAAGCACGAAUAUUCCCGCGAGGAUCUGGGGAGAUGAUGACCCGUUCUCCUGUAAAGGUGACUCUGAGUGAAGGCCCUCACCACGUGGCCUUGUUUAAAGAUAGUUCUCGGGAGUUUGAUCUUACCAAAGAGGAAGAUCUUGCAGCAUUAAGACAUGAAAUUGAACUCCGAAUGAGGAAAAAUGUGAAAGAAGGCUGUACUGUUAGUUCUGAGACCAUAUCCUUAAAUGUAAAAGGCCCUGGACUACAGAGAAUGGUGCUUGUUGACUUACCAGGUGUGAUUAAUACUGUGACAUCAGGCAUGGCUCCUGACACAAAGGAAACUAUUUUCAGUAUCAGCAAAGCUUAUAUGCAGAAUCCUAAUGCCAUCAUAUUAUGUAUUCAAGAUGGGUCUGUGGAUGCUGAACGCAGCAUUGUUACUGACUUGGUCAGUCAAAUGGACCCUCAUGGAAGAAGGACGAUAUUUGUUUUGACCAAAGUAGACCUGGCAGAGAAGAAUGUGACUAGUCCAAGCAGGAUUCAGCAGAUAAUUGAAGGAAAACUCUUCCCAAUGAAAGCUCUAGGUUAUUUUGCUGUUGUAACAGGAAAAGGAAACAGCUCUGAAAGCAUUGAAGCUAUAAGAGACUAUGAAGAAGAAUUUUUUCAGAAUUCAAAACUCCUAAAAACAAGCAUGCUAAAGGCACACCAGGUGACUACAAGAAAUCUAAGCCUUGCUGUGUCGGACUGCUUUUGGAAAAUGGUACGAGAGUCAGUUGAACAACAGGCUGAUAGUUUCAAGGCAACACGUUUUAACCUUGAAACGGAGUGGAAGAAUAACUAUCCUCGCCUGCGGGAACUUGACCGGAAUGAACUAUUUGAAAAAGCUAAAAAUGAAAUCCUCGAUGAAGUUAUCAGUCUGAGCCAGGUUACACCAAAACAUUGGGAGGAAAUCCUUCAGCAGUCUUUGUGGGAAAGAGUAUCAACUCAUGUGAUUGAAAACAUCUAUCUUCCAGCUGCACAGACCAUGAAUUCAGGGACUUUUAAUACUACAGUGGAUAUCAAACUUAAACAGUGGACCGAUAAGCAGCUUCCUAAUAAAGCAGUCGAGGUUGCUUGGGAGACCCUACAAGAAGAGUUUUCCCGCUUCAUGACAGAACCAAAAGGAAAAGAGCAUGAUGACAUAUUUGAUAAACUUAAAGAGGCUGUUAAGGAAGAAAGUAUUAAACGCCACAAGUGGAAUGAUUUUGCAGAGGACAGCUUGCGGGUUAUUCAACACAAUGCAUUGGAAGACCGGUCCAUAUCUGAUAAACAGCAGUGGGAUGCAGCUAUUUAUUUUAUGGAAGAGGCUCUUCAGGCUCGUCUCAAGGAUACUGAAAAUGCAAUUGAAAAUAUGGUGGGUCCAGAUUGGAAAAAGAGGUGGUUGUACUGGAAGAACCGAACCCAAGAACAGUGUGUUCACAAUGAAACCAAGAAUGAGUUGGAGAAGAUGUUGAAAUGUAAUGAGGAGCACCCAGCUUACCUUGCCAGUGAUGAGAUAACUACAGUCCGGAAGAACCUCGAGUCCCGAGGAGUAGACGUAGAUCCAAGCUUGAUUAAGGAUACUUGGCACCAAGUUUAUAGAAGACAUUUCUUAAAAACAGCCCUAAACCAUUGUAACCUUUGUCGAAGAGGCUUUUAUUACUACCAGAGGCAUUUUGUAGAUUCUGAGUUGGAGUGCAAUGAUGUUGUCCUCUUUUGGCGAAUACAGCGCAUGCUUGCUAUCACCGCAAACACUUUACGACAGCAACUUACAAACACUGAAGUCAGGCGAUUAGAGAAAAAUGUUAAGGAAGUAUUGGAAGAUUUUGCUGAAGACAGUGAGAAGAAGGUUAAGCUGCUAACUGGUAAACGAGUUCAGCUCGCUGAAGACCUCAAGAAAGUUAGGGAAAUUCAAGAAAAACUUGAUGCUUUUAUUGAAGCUCUUCAUCAGGAGAAAUAAAUUGUAGUAAAAUCCUACUCAUAAUCACCUCUGCAUACAUCUGAAGAAAGAAAACUCCAAAGUCUUUUGUCCUGCCUUUUUUUCAUCUGCUCUUCCACCUUUCUAAACAUAAAAUAAAGUCAUGGGAAAAAAUAAUUUAUGUGUGUUAGAGGCGCUUUAAACAUCAGCUGCCUUUUGAAUGGAAGAACAGUGGAAAUGACAUUAACAUUCUGUUUUAUUGUACCCAAGUGACAAAUUGGGAUAAUUUAAGUGGUGUGGCCAUUAGGCUCAGUCCUUGAAGAUAAGAAACUUGCUCUCCUGCUUGUUGUCUCAUUUGUGGUGACACUAGCUGAUGUUACUAACUAACUCACUAGCUGAUGUUACUUGAUGUCACUUUCUUUUCCAGAAAAAGAAUGCUAGAUGUAUUGAAAUAAAACUUAACAGCAAUUUUCUAAAGGCUAUCAAAAAUUGUAUAUAAGAUAAUGGUAACCCACUGAGUUGUUGUCUAUAAUGUUCUAUGCCCAGAAACUAUUUGACUGUGAUAACUCAGUUUAUUUAUUUAUCACGUGAAACAAAGCAAGUUAACAGAGAAACCCUCAAAUAGGUCGAUUUGGGCUACAGUAAUUCCAUGUAUAUUCAGCAAAAGAGAUUUCAGUUCUUCAUUGACAGCUUAGAAAGUUGCCUUCCCAGGCUAAGUCAGUAGCAGCUUACCUGUUUGAUUCAGUUGGUGUUUUUGUUCUCUGUCCGUUUGAAAUUCAUUCAUUUGGCUGUUGUAUAAUUGAGCUAGGCUUUCUGUUAACAGUGUUUUUUCACCUGUUGACAGAGUUAUUGGAUUGUGACUCGGGAUAGGAAAGAUUAAGAAUAAUCAAUUGACUCAUUUUGUUUAGACUGUUGUCGAACAUUUCAACUAGCCCUCAGGAAAAAGCUUUCUUUCAUAAGACUGGAUUUUUAAAUAGAAAUUAUUUCAGCAGUUAGAAUAAUGUUGACCAUCCUCCUCUGUGCUGAACAUUUAAAGGAAAUACAAAGUUUAAUUCAUUGCAGUUCAAUUACAAUAAUAUCCUCACAUCAUUUUCAUGUUUUUUACAUAAAUAUUUUUUAUUGGCUAAAGGACUUUAAAGCAAAGUCAUUUUUGACUUUAAAUAUCAUUUUCAUUUAACUCUGCUCUUUGCUGCCAUUUCAUUACGCCUUUUUUAUUCUAAUAAAAAUGCCCAUUGUGUGACAGUUUUUAUUUUCCAGUUUAAUUUCAAGUUUUCUUCGAAUUAUGUUUUGGUAACAGUUCCCGUGCCACACCUUUUUUUUUUUUAAUUUACCAUCAAUAUAUAUUCUUUAUUGUGAUCUCUCUUAAUAUCUGACACUUAAUAUGCAAGUUAUAUCAGUCAUAUCAUUGAAGGAUAUCACAAAAUAUUUCAGAAACUGAGAGUUCAGGACAUACUUUUUUUGAUCAGAAAAGUAGAUCCACUUUUAAGCAGCUAGUAGCAAUAUACUUUGUUUGGUAGCUGAGUGGUCGAAAACAUUUCCUGUGUCCUUUAGACCUGGGUGGGGGGGAUAGGAAGGGGGUGGAGCGCCCCAGGAUUGUGUACAAAGGUUAGGAGAUGACGUCGCUGGUUAACUCCCUCUAACCAGUGCUGGCCAGUGGGCAAACACCCUCACUGAAGCCGACAUCAUGCAUUAUUAAUUAAUAUUUUGCAGUUAUGAGACACAACCACUUUACAACUACAGAUCUAUUUCUAAAGAAGAAGGAAUAGGACUGUAUUUCUUUCUGAGAGCUAUGGACAGGGGCAAGUGCCCUCAGCUGUAUUCCCCCCAGGCAAAGGCUGAUGUUAAGUCAGUACUUAUCACAACCCUUUGUAUAAAUUUAAGAAAGGGGUGGUCGGGUAUCUCCAUUCCUUUGAGAUCAGUAUUUGUAAUUUAAAUAUAUAAAUAGAUGAUAAAAAAUACUAUUAGAAAUCCCAUAUUAGAGUCCAGAUAGUCCCCAUCCCCCUCAGUAAUAUGACUUCUUUCAUAGAUUAAUAUUUUUUUCCCUUAUGGCUGUCUCAGACUAAGCAUGCCAAGCCUCUCCACCCCUGCCCCACUGAAAGUGAAGUAUUUAUUAAAUGCAGAUGUUAUUAAAAGAAAAGAAAUUAAAUUCAGAUUCUCAACAGUAAACCCUGUGUUUUGUGUCUGUAGUUCAGAAAUUACAGAUGAUUCCGUUGUAAACAAAUCACUAUACAGAAGUAUGCAACUGUAACAAAUGAAAACAAAUUCAAUAUACAGAAGUUAAAUUCUAACUAGACCAGGAAUCAUUUGUUUUUCAUGUCAGAAUCUGCAAAGAAUAGAGUGAACAGAGCUCUGUAUGGAAGACUGAGUAACUGUAAAUAGAUUAUAUCUAGAAUUUACUGGGUCAGGGCAUCAAUUUUAAAAAUCAGUUUAUGAACGAUAAUGCAUGGUAGGAAACAAGCAGUUCUUACAGCUUCACGGUUAAACUAUAGUUCAGCUGAGCUAUAGCUGUAAGUGGAGCAACCAGCCUUCCCAAGUGGCUUAUUUAUGUUCUCUUUUGUUUGUAUUAUCCCACCUUUCCAGGCUUGACAACAGCAGACUCCUUCCCACAAGUUGCCUCUGGAUGGAAAUGAAUAGUGUAAAAAUGAGUAGGGAAUAUUGCAGAAAGUGGUACUUCCUAAUCGUAUAAUCUGAGAAUUUUACAUACGAUGAUAAUAUACAGAGUGUAGGUUUAAAAGUUAAAUUCCUUAACUAGUCAAUUUUAUUGUUAUUUAUUUUAAAUGUAUUUAUCUGCAAAAAGAAAUGUGGUAUUUUAGUUUUUGAUAAAGGGGAUCAGAGUAAUUUUUUUUUAAUUUCAGUUCUCUAAGCUGAUAUAUGCUAUAGUUUCAGGUACUUUAGCAGAAUGGAAAUGUGUUCGCAAAUAUGCUUACCUUUUGAAUAAUCAUGGCUUUGUGUUUAAAUAUUUAAAACUUAUUCUUGUUUUUACUUGUGCACUAUGAAUGAACUUUGUAUUAUUUUUAAAAACCUUCACACCUUGUAGAUGUAACUGCAGUUUAUAUUUUGCCUGUGCUUGAUCUAAGGUCAUCUGUGUAGAUGAGUAAUUAAAGAUACUUAAAUCAGGUUAUAA